CACACAAUUCCACCUCUAUGCUCAAAGCGGCCCCUGUUGACUGAUCAACAUCUGCAUUGGAGGCGGCUGUUACUCUGUGUUUCCAACCAAGCCACCCAGCUGGGGAGGGAAGGAAGAAGGAAUAGAAUCAGAUCAUGGUGACCAGAACCCAGAAGUUCAAAGCGUUUGUGUCUGAGCCGAUGGGCGAUAAGGACGUUACAGCAGUGGAUGGCAUUAAUGACGAGCUUGGACUAAAAUUAGCUGCAAAGGGUUUUGACAAGGCAUACAUCCUUCUGGGCCAAUUCCUCCUGUUAAAAAAGGACCAUGCGGUUUUCCAAAGGUGGCUGAAAGGGGCGUAUGGAGCCAGUCCGAGCCAGGCUCAGCGGUGCGCCUCCUGUCUAACGGACUGGUGCUACGCUUUCCUCUAGGGAGCUCAGCCCUCCUCGCAUGUUCUGU
Messenger RNA from Chrysemys picta bellii (western painted turtle), 435 nucleotides. It is a transcript of the gene BANF2, whose product is annotated as BANF family member 2. Lineage: Eukaryota; Metazoa; Chordata; Testudines; Emydidae. The record is from RefSeq and is a predicted model, not a curated record. Gene Ontology annotation, molecular function: DNA binding.